UCCGUCGCCGGCACGUUGACCGCACGUGUUUCGUGCGACUUGUUCAUCACGAUACAAUCGUAAAAAAACAUGAGCAGCGGCAAGAGGAAGCUCUCCUUCCUCGGCUUUGCACCACAGGGCGAAGGACAGGACGAGGUGCGGUUGGACGACGAGAUGGAUCGUGUCGUUUGGAGCGAAGGUGGUUCCCCGCCUCGACUGCAAGGCACCAGCGAUCCCGUUCGAGACACCGCUGCGCCCCCGCCGGCUUAUACUCAAGACGGAGAAAGUCAACCGAGCAGCUCAGACAUAACUUCUGUCACCCCAUCACCACAUCAUACUACAAGUUCUGAUCCUCAGAUGUCAGUGCAGUGGUCAGAUUCGAAUUCAGCUUUGGCUUCUCGUGAAGAUGAUAGACACGUGCAGUUCGAUGGUCAUCAGAAACCGCCUCUGGUAUUGCUUGACGACGCCAGCGAGGAGCGCAAGGCUCAAAGACAUGAUCGUCACUUACAUCCGCACAAGGCACGUAAAUUGUCGUUGCAAGAGGGAGUUCGUGUUGGUUUAGAAGGAGAGCGUCGACACUUAGCCGGUCCUACAGAUGAGCCCUUACCCGAAGCUGAUCAAGAUGAACUUCAAAGCCAUCGUAACGAUGACCAGCGGGCUAUGCGUCGUCACAAGAUUCAGCCACGGGGUUCGACGGUGCAUGUUGGCCGCAAGGACGGCGAAGAUAAAGUGCAAAAUAUUUUUUCUGAUGCUACUCUAAAAAAAAUGUACGACCACAGCCCACACUCAGUGUUCGUUCAAUUAGACGAAUUGCUUGCAACCGAAGAUGGGGAUGCAGAAUGGAAGGAGACCGCUCGAUGGAUUAAGUAUGAGGAGGAUGUGGAGGAAGGAUCAGCUCGGUGGGGCCGACCACACGUCGCAUCUCUAUCCUUCCACUCCUUACUGAACCUUAGGCGAUGUCUCGAAACUGGUGUUGUGCUACUUGAUCUCGAUGAAAAAGACCUUCCUGGUGUUGCGUACAGGGUUGUUGAGAGCAUGGUAUCAGAAGGGCUUAUUGAGGAAGACGACAAGCCAGUUGUUAUGAGAUCUUUACUGAUGCGCCAUCGGCACGUCCACGAUGAUCGCUUCCGCUUUUCCAUCAGCGGUCGAAAGCAGUCAUCUUACACUAGUUUGCAGUCGCUGUGGAUGGAGGAAGGCAGCACAGCAGCCCUUCCGCGGCCCUCAUGUGCCCUUUGUACGACGGCCAUUGCCUGCCGCCGGCAUAGCGCCCACGUCUUUAAUCUUUCGGAUCCGAAAAGACGACGCAGUUCGUAUGCUCUUCCUCUUGAUCGGCUUGAAACGCGCAAGAAGUCGUCAGCAGCUGCUUUAGACAUGCGUGAAGUUGAGUACUUAGCAACUGGUGCAGUCGGAUCACAAGAUGAACUACGUCGAGGACAUAAUGAUUCUAUCUUGAAACGUAUCCCAGGCGAUGCAGAAGCUACCACCGUACUUGUUGGUGCUGUUGGUUUCCUCGACCAACCAACUAUUGCUUUUGUCCGUCUCGCUCAAGGGAUUCUCAUGCCAUCCAUCACAGAAGUCCCAAUCCCUGUGCGAUUCAUGUUCAUUCUUCUUGGUCCAACUACAGCAGAUCUGGACUAUCAUGAAAUCGGUCGCUCUAUCUCAACUCUUAUGUCAAAUCCAGCUUUUCAUUCGAUCGCCUACAAAGCAGACGACCGUCGUGAACUAUUGUCAGCAAUAAACGAAUUUCUGGACGAUUCAAUUGUGCUGCCUCCCGGUGAUUGGGAGAGACAGGCAUUAUUACCAUUCGAAGAAUUAAGGGCUAAAAGUGAAAUGAUAAGGCGCAGAAAACGUAAUGCUAUUGAAAGAAAGCGUGCCGCCUCUAAUGCAGUUGCCCCUGCAUUGGAUGAAAAGAAAGCUCUUCUUGCCGCAGAGACAGGAGGAUUACCUGAGAAGGAACCUGACGAUCCCCUUUCAAAGACCGGUCGUCUUUUUGGGGGUGUUGUAAGAGAUAUGAAAAGACGCUAUCCACAUUAUUUAUCGGACUUUCGAGAUGCAUUAAAUGGGCAGUGCGCUGCGGCUACCAUUUUUAUGUAUUUCGCAGCACUUUCAUCGGCGAUUACUUUUGGUGGAUUAUUAGCCGAAAAAACUAAUAGACAAAUUGGUAUUUCCGAGACCUUGGUGUUCACAUGCGUGGGUGGCAUAUUUUUUGCCCUUGUAGCCGGCCAGCCGAUGAUGAUAACGGGAGCUACAGGUCCUUUAUUACUUCUUGACGAUGCGCUUUUUGUUUUCUGUCGAUCCUACGGGUUUGAUUUCUUGGCUGCACGAAUGUAUUGUGGACUUUGGAUGAUAGUUAUUGCUCUUUGCAUCGCAUCUAUUGAAGGCAGUGUAGCCGUAAAAAAGAUUACAAGGUUCACUGAAGAUAUAUUUGCAUUUUUAAUUUCGUUGAUCUUUAUAUCGGAACCGAUUACUAAUAUCAUCAACGUAUACCGCUCACAUCCACUUGGUUACGAUUACUGUCAAAAUAAUACCGAAAUCAUCAACAACGGAACUACACCAACGUUAAAUUCAACUUUACUAAAUUCUACAGACUUAGGAAAGAUGCCGCCGCAACCGAACACUGCUCUUUUCUGCACAAUGCUCACCUUAGCCACCUUCAUCAUUGCCUAUUAUUUGCGUAUCUUCCGCAACGGAAAGUUCUUGGGGCGUAGUGCUCGUCGUGCACUUGGUGACUUUGGCGUACCCAUAGCCAUUGUGUUGAUGGUUGGAAUUUCUUGCCUAGUACCCGUUUGGACUGAGAAACUUCAAGUGCCAGAUGGCCUUAGUCCUACCUCUGAUCGAUCUUGGUUGGUUCCAAUGAAUCCAGGACUUGAAACGAUUCCAUUUUGGGCGGCUUUGGCUAUGGUGUUACCAGCCCUCAUGGUCUACAUUAUCGUAUUUAUGGAAACCCACAUUGCCGAGUUAAUUAUUGACAAGCCGGAGCGCCGUCUAAAGAAGGGCAGCGGUUUCCAUAUGGACAUCGUGGUAAUGUCGCUUGUGAAUGCGGUGUGCGGCAUGUUCGGCGCACCCUGGCAGUGCGUAGCGACCGUGCGCUCUGUCAGCCACGUCUCUGCACUCACCAUCAUGUCCACCACGCACGCUCCUGGUGACAAGCCGCAUAUUGUUGAAGUCAAGGAACAACGCUUAACAGGACUUUUGGUAUCAUUCCUUGUUGGAAUAUCGGUUUUGGCAUCUGGGUGGCUACGGUCAGUGCCGAUGGCGGUGCUUUUUGGAGUUUUUCUCUAUAUGGGUAUUUCGGCUCUUGGUGGUAUACAAUUCUGGGACAGAUGCAUUUUACUACUGAAACCCGUUAAACAUCACCCACAAGUGCCGUAUGUCAGACGUGUACCAACAUUUAAAAUGCACCUGUAUACACUUAUUCAACUGGCUGGAAUAUGUGUACUGUAUGCUGUGAAGUCAUCCCGUUUCUCCCUUGCUCUUCCCUUCUUCUUAGUUCUGAUGGUCCCCCUUCGAAUGGGUUUAGUUUACCUCUUUACGCCUCUACAAUUGCGUGCGUUGGACGGUGCUCAAAAAGAUAUCGACAAAGACGAUGAACCAGAUUUCUACGAAGAAGCGCCACUGCCCGGAUAGGAUGUAAUUUUCCAAACUCGUUGCAAGUUCACGUUGAAAAUUCGUACAAUUUAGAUUUUCCUACCAAAUCUGCUGAACUUAUUGUUAGUUGAUAAAUCAAAUUGACGCUAAUGCGGAAAAAAAAUUAAAGAUUGUUGUUGUGAA
Melitaea cinxia (Glanville fritillary) is the source of this 3750-nucleotide messenger RNA. RefSeq names its product anion exchange protein 2 (gene Ae2). Gene Ontology annotation, cellular component: plasma membrane. NCBI's taxonomy places the organism in Eukaryota, Metazoa, Arthropoda, Insecta, Lepidoptera, Nymphalidae. The transcript has 19 exons. Gene Ontology annotation, molecular function: solute:inorganic anion antiporter activity; monoatomic anion transmembrane transporter activity. The coding region runs from base 70 to 3606 and encodes 1178 amino acids. The record is from RefSeq and is a predicted model, not a curated record. Gene Ontology annotation, biological process: regulation of intracellular pH; transmembrane transport; monoatomic anion transport.